AUGGGUUGUUGCGAUUUAAAGUGUAUCACUCUGGAUUGCUGUGGUGGUGCUGGCCCAUCAACUGCCCGUCACAGGCCGGAAACACCACCCCCACCCCCUCCACCGUCACCACCUCCUGACUCGCCGCCACCCCCUCCUCCUCCAAAAUAUCCUCCAGGAACCCCUCUAAGUCAUACUUCGCUCCCGAGCGACCCUAAGAACGCCCCGAUUGACCGUAUUAUCAAGGAAGUGGGGUCGGUGGCCAGCUUGGUCGUUCAUCUGCAAACAUUUCUCAUUCAGUUAGAAAUUGACGCUGAGUCCCUAGUCAUGACUGUCUCCGACUUGGAUGACUUGUACGUGCAGCUCCAGACUUUUCAGCGGUUCGAAGUCGAUGCAUUAUGCCGCCGUUUGAUUGAUGCCUACAAAGACUUGGAGGACCUGGCCGUCAAAGGAAAAUGUCCAGGGCAGCGGGUUUUGGAUCUUGUGUGCCUGAUGACCAGGAUCAAGCAGGACUUGAUUGAAAUCAACCUGGGGGUAUGGGAGCUAAAGAAAAAGAUAAUCAAUAUGCUUAUCUUGAACAGCGACUUGAGCAGGCUGAAUGUCGAUGCGAUUGCCCAAGAAUUUGACUCCGAGCCCCCACCAUACCCGGGCAACCAGCUUGAUUCCGAUGAAUCCCAGGAGCUGCUUUUCGAUCCCAAGACCGACGAUUAUCUAUACGCGUCUGACAAUGGUGGUAUCACACACGGGCUGGAAAUUCGUGUGGAUGCGAAUGUUGAGGAAAGAGGGUUAGGGGCGAGUGAAGAAAUGGAAGGAGUUAAAAGCUCUUCGGUUGAGGACGAGGAAAGAAGGCGUCAGGAGAGAGAGGAUAGUGAUCUAGCCGAGGCCAUACGCUUGUCACUACUCUAG
This is a messenger RNA of Morchella importuna, 885 nucleotides long. RefSeq lists its product as uncharacterized. The coding region runs from base 1 to 885 and encodes 294 amino acids. The transcript has a single exon. NCBI's taxonomy places the organism in Eukaryota, Fungi, Ascomycota, Pezizomycetes, Pezizales, Morchellaceae. The record is from RefSeq and is a predicted model, not a curated record.